Musca vetustissima is the source of this 1473-nucleotide messenger RNA. It is a transcript of the gene ZnT35C, whose product is annotated as proton-coupled zinc antiporter SLC30A2. The annotation marks the transcript as partial. Gene Ontology annotation, biological process: zinc ion transmembrane transport; response to zinc ion. Lineage: Eukaryota; Metazoa; Arthropoda; Insecta; Diptera; Muscidae. The record is from RefSeq and is a predicted model, not a curated record. The transcript is spliced from 7 exons. Gene Ontology annotation, molecular function: zinc ion transmembrane transporter activity. Gene Ontology annotation, cellular component: plasma membrane.
UUCUUCAAUUUCAGUGAUUUCAAAGAGCGUAACAAUGGUUAUGGUUCAGCUACUACAACGACGACCACGGCUAAUGCCACAAAUCACACGUUCCCCACAACAACAACAACAACUGGCAACAAUAAUAACAAUAAUCCAGACGCAGCAAAACCAAGAUCCUCGGUAUUCUGUUUGCACGGCCAACGUAACAUAGAGGUGCGUGAUCAUUGCCAUCGUCAGCGCAGCGAAGGUGUGGACGUUAAGGCAAGACGUAAACUUCUCAUUGCCAGCGGUCUUUGCUUGUUUUUCAUGAUAUGCGAAAUUGUGGGUGGCAUUUGGUCAAAUAGUUUGGCAAUUGCAACAGAUGCUGCUCACUUGUUAACCGAUUUUGCAAGUUUUAUGAUAUCCUUGUUUGCCAUAUGGAUUGCCGGUCGACCUUCAACCCAACGCAUGUCAUUUGGCUGGUACCGUGCCGAAGUAAUUGGAGCCUUAGCAUCGGUUGUCAUGAUUUGGUUCAUUACAGCAAUUUUGGUGUGGCUAGCCAUUCAACGUGUCAUCAACCAAGAUUUUGAACUGAACGCUCCUGUCAUGUUAAUCACAUCUGGUCUAGCCAUUUUGGUUAAUUUAAUUAUGGGCGUUCAAUUGCAGCACGGACAUAGUCAUGGUGGCGGUUUGGGUCACAGCCAUGGUGGUGGCAAAAAGAAGAAGGGCAAAAAAUCAUCCACAACACAUACUAGUGACAUUUCUUUGACACCGGCCCAAAAAUCAUCACCAUUCCCAGAAUUUGUCAACGAAAAUGGCAGCUUGUCACAUGUCGUUUGUCCCACACCGCCAACAGAAACAUUGGAAGGUGGUGUUUUGCCCGAUGCUGAAUUACCAUCUGCUGGUUUGCAAACAUUUUCCUAUCAGAAUUCUCGUUCGGUUAGUGAAGUUAGAGCUGAAAUGGCUGCUGUAAUGGCCGAAACAUCUGUGGCUACCCACCAUCAUGGUGGCGAAGCUGGCAAAGAAGCUCAAAACAUGAAUGUCCGGGCGGCCUAUAUACAUGUACUGGGUGAUAUGGUACAGAGUAUUGGUGUUUUUAUUGCUGCUAUAGUUAUUUACUUCAAACCCGAAUGGUCAUUGGCUGAUCCCAUUUGCACGUUUGUCUUUUCGAUAAUUGUGAUGUUUACAACGUUUGCCAUUAUAAAGGAUGCAUUGCUGGUUCUCAUGGAGGGUACACCAAGCUAUUUGCAUUAUGCGGAAGUUCUUAACAUUUUCCAACAAAUCGAGGGUGUACAGCGUGUUCAUAAUUUGCGUAUUUGGGCUUUAAGCAUUAAUAAAGUGGCGUUAUCUGUUCACUUGGCAAUUGCUGAAGGUGCUGAUCCCAAAAAAAUAAUGCAGGAAGCCACCACUGCUGUUCAUAUGCGUUACAACUUCUUUGAGACAACCAUACAAAUUGAGGAUUUCACACCCGAAAUGGAAACCUGCACACAGUGCACUGUGCCAGAAGUCUGA